GUAUGUUGUAGAUGGCUGAAAAUAUAUUCGGUGGAGUACACAUGUCGUCAGACGUAGCGACGAGUGAUUUAUCCAAAGGCCGGUACUUAGGCUUCCAAUCUUAUAUCAGCUAUAGGAAGUUUUGUACCGGGCGCUCGUAUAACACAUUCUGGGACCUGAAAGAUGUUAUAAGUGCAGAGCGCAUCCACCGUCUCAUGCAAAACUAUCAAGAUGUGAGGGACGUGGAACUGAUGAGUGGGUUAUGGUCCGAGACGCCAGUACCGGGGGGGAAGGUCCCUCACACUGUGUACUGUUUGUGUGCCGACCAACUGAUAAGGUCUGCUGUAUCAGAUAGACAUUGGUACGAAAGACCGAAUCGACCGCAUGCGUUUACACUCGAACAAUUGAAAGCCAUAAGAGGAGUCACGAUAGCCGGCGUGAUGUGCGACGUCGGCGAUUCUGUUUACCAGAUACAGCCAGCUGCCUUCCACAGCAUUUCUGAAAGGAAUCAACUUACUAAAUGCAGUUCAUCAAAGAUUGGAAAAUUAGUACUGUCUGCUUGGAAAGAUCCCAUACGCAGUUGAAAAUAAAAUUCUCUAUCCUUUUGCAUUCUAUUUGAAAACAGACUCUUAUUAACUAUUAUUAAAUUCAUUUAUGCUUUCAUAUCCCAAGAUGUAGUCCCAACGAAAUGUAAAUAAGGCGUUAUAAAUCAGGUUUAUUUUGAAUUGUAUACGCUCGGGGCCAACCAUCUGCUAAUUCAGUGAAAACAGUCGCUGUUUUGGAUUUAAAUUUAUUCCGUGUAUUUAUUAAAUGUGAAAUAGAAUAUUAUUUAUUCAAUAAGGUUAUUUAAAUGUAGGAAAAAGUAGUUUCUCUGAAUAAGUAGUGUCUCAUAAUUAAUUUACCUAGUAUAAUUUCGUAAGUAACUAUUUAU
This is a messenger RNA of Trichoplusia ni (cabbage looper), 910 nucleotides long. Its product is annotated as peroxidase-like. The record is from RefSeq and is a predicted model, not a curated record. The transcript is spliced from 4 exons. Gene Ontology annotation, biological process: response to oxidative stress. Gene Ontology annotation, molecular function: heme binding; peroxidase activity. NCBI's taxonomy places the organism in Eukaryota, Metazoa, Arthropoda, Insecta, Lepidoptera, Noctuidae. The coding region runs from base 12 to 563 and encodes 183 amino acids.